CGUACUGUAUAUGUAUAUUUUUUAGCCCGAACACACCUAUAGACAAAGAAUUAUACCAUGUAAACAAAAAUUGUAUCAAUAUACUAUACAAUUCAUUCAUAAAUCAGCUCGUCGACCGGCAAACAAUUUUCAAAAUGUUGUCUUUGGGGCCUAAAAUGGACGGCAGUCCGAAUACUAAAUAUUUUGAAUGCAAUGAAACUUUGGCGGCUUUAGAGGGUGUUCGUUUAUGGUUACAGAAAAAUGGAAAAAAGUAUGUGUCAUCAGAUCCUUUAACAAAUAGGGUGAUAGCUGCCCUAACGAUUCAACUCAUGCAGUUUCAAGAAGACUUCCUAGGAAAGAACUCGCAAAAGCCCUUAAUGACUAGGAUACCAGUUAGAUAUUUCCUUGAUUUCAAGCCUGGUGGUGGACUGUGUCAUUUACUUUUAGCUGCAUACAGAUUUAAAUGUGAACAUGGAUGGAGAAAGUUCGAGUUGCCUACAGGAAAGACUAAUUCUAAUAAAGUAGAAAGAGUAUUUGACAUGUUCCAAGCCAUGGAGAAAACACUGAUUCAAAACAAACUGUAUACACCACCAAUUGUUUACAUAAAACCUGACAUUGAUAAGUCAAUAACUCAAAAAAUUAAGGAAAUUGUGCGCAAACGUAACGGCCAGAUAGUGGAGUCAGAAGAGAACGCUACUCACAUAGUCUAUGGCCCAACAGAUCCUCUAAAAGAGGAAUACGCCAGGCCCUUAUUUAAAAGGGACAAAAACUUGAUGAUGCACUGGUACUACUUUCCUAGCUCGUUCGACUCUUGGAUAAACGUCGAAGCGAAUGGUUUGGACUCGAUAAUUAUCGAGCCCAUGAGCCCCCACAUUGGCCCAUGGAGGAUAACCUACCUGUGGGUGUAUGAGACUGAUCAGUACAACGAAUGGAUGGCUGAAGAGGACUAUGAAGUUGACGAAAUGGGCAAAAAGAAAAUACAUCCACAAAGGAUGUCAGUUGAAGACCUGAUGAACCCCGAUAAGAAAAAACAAAAAAGGAAGAGAUCACCAUCUCCUCCUUCCAAGGCUGGCAAGCGCAAAAGCGGCCGAAGCCCAGCCAUCUGCAAGAAAUCGAAGCCGGACGAUGAAGCUGAAGACUUGACGAAAGACAUGGAAGACCCCAUACCGGAACCCAACAUUGUGGAAGUAAAUCCCGCCGCUCCAAAUCAAAUUCUCACUAAAAAAGAUCACGAACUUCAACCACUGAAAGGUGGCUCAUUGAUUGAGUUAGACGAGACUGAUGAUAAAGGCGAAGACUCACAGACUGCUAAAAGUGACAGUAACACCCAAGAUGAUGGACAAGAAGAUAAUGUCACUGAACAAACUCACCACAUAAUAAUUCCAUCAUACUCCUCUUGGUUCGAUUAUAACGCCAUCCACGAGGUGGAGAAACGAGCAAUGCCUGAAUUCUUUAAUGGUAAGAAUAAGUCGAAAACUCCCGAGAUAUAUUUAGCAUAUAGGAACUUCAUGUUGGACACAUACAGAUUAAAUCCUACUGAAUACAUCACUAGUACAGCCUGCAGAAGAAAUUUAGCAGGUGAUGUUUGUGCUAUUAUGAGGGUGCACGCAUUUUUGGAACAAUGGGGCCUAAUUAACUAUCAAGUAGACACAGAGUCAAGACCUACACCCAUGGGACCACCCCCAACAUCACACUUCCACAUCUUAUCAGAUACACCUUCAGGUUUGCAGCCUGUUAAUCCUCCAAAAACACCACAACCAAGCGCAGCUAAAACAUUGCUGGACUUGGACAAAUCCCAAGACAUCAAAAAGCCAGAGCCAGGUGAACUUUCUACGUUUGGAUUGAAGCUUGAUCAAUACGCUAAGAAACCAGCGGCACUAAGAAACAAAAGUGCUGCUUCAUUAACAAGAGAUUGGACUGAACAAGAAACUUUGCUUCUCUUAGAGGGAUUAGAAAUGUACAAAGAUGAUUGGAAUAAGGUUUGUGAACAUGUAGGUUCUAGGACACAGGAUGAGUGUAUCCUUCAUUUCCUGAGAUUACCAAUUGAAGACCCCUAUCUGGAAGACCCAGAAGCAGGCAGUGCCCUCGGUCCUCUAGCGUAUCAACCGAUACCAUUCAGUAAAGCUGGUAAUCCAAUAAUGUCAACAGUUGCUUUUCUUGCCUCAAUCGUUGACCCUAGGGUCGCAGCUGCUGCAGCCAAGUCGGCAAUGACUGAAUUUGCCAAUAUCAAAGACGAAGUUCCAGCUUCGGUGAUGGACGCACAUUUAAAAAAUGUCGAGGCUUCGUCCAUUGAGGGGAAGUUUGAUGCGACAGCAAACCUUUCACUCACAGGGAUAGCUGGCACAAUUCCGGAUAAAGAUGAGGAGAUCAAGAAGGAAAUGGAGAUUAAAGAAGAAAAGGAUGAUAAAAAGUUGGAUGACGCUGUUAAAGCAGAACCAUCAGAGGACAAAGAUAAAUCCAACGAUGACUUAAAAGGAGACAAAGGAAUUAAAGAAAGCGAUAUGCAGAGUGCCGCUGCUGCCGCCUUGGCCGCCGCCGCCGUAAAAGCCAAACACUUGGCGGCAGUAGAAGAAAGAAAGAUUAAAUCUUUGGUGGCCUUGCUGGUGGAAACUCAAAUGAAAAAGCUCGAGAUCAAAUUGAGGCAUUUUGAAGAGCUGGAAACCACCAUGGAGAAAGAAAGAGAAGGUCUGGAAUAUCAGAGACAACAGCUAAUAACUGAAAGGCAACAAUUCCAUUUGGAGCAGCUGAAGGCCGCCGAAUUUAGGGCUCGGCAACAAGCCCACCAACGAUUGCAGGUGGAACAAGGAAACUGGCCGGCACAAGGUCAGAGCGUGAGUCAUUCAUCGGCCUCAUCCGAAAGUGGCCCGAGCACAACUCCAACUCCGCCUUCACCGCAGGCCGCAGCCGUCAACUCCCCGGCUGCGCCUCACCACCACAUUUAAUAUAUAGAUGACCUUUUCUUUUAGUUCGACUCUCAGUAGCUACAGUUGCAAAGCCAUUUGAACUGUAUGCUAUUGACAUUCAUUUCACAUUCAGUUCGAACGUUUUCGAUGUGGUAAAUAUUAUAUUAUUGUGAUUUUUAAUGUGUUUACGAAGCUGCAGAUUAAUGCAAUUUUAAAUUAAGUUAUUUCUAAUGUAAAAUAUAUUUUCGUGAUAAUGUACGUUAGUAGGUAGGUAGGUAGGUUCUAAAAUUGUAGAUCGCGGAUCACAUUUUAUAAUAAUUUUUUAUUUAUAUUUUAUCGGGAUCAUUUUUUAUUUUUUUUUUAUCAUAUUUUCACCUGAUGGUUAACAAAUGAGAAUUUUUACAAUAUUAAUCCAACAAAAGUAGUAUAUUAAGAAGUCAGGUGUACAAUUUUAUAUAGGACAUCUUAUUCUCUUAAUUUUCUUGUGAUCUUUUAAAGAUAGUAGACAAUGGAAACUGAUGAGGUAAUGGUUCUUUGAUUGCCAUAGUCAAAGGUUAUAUUCGAGCUCAAAUGAAAUAAGUGUAACAUCAGAGAUGACUAGCCAUAACACCAACUAUCUAGAGAUAUACAGAAAUAUGUUGUCUCUGAUACUAUCCUUAUGUUACAUGGAAACUUAUGAUAUACAUAAAAUUUAUGUCAAUGACAGUCCCAGAAAUGUAACUUUCAUCAAAGCUUUCAAUUUUUAGACAUUAGAGAAUAAAAUUAACUCCCGAAGUUUUAGAAUUUUACUUUAUAUGUAUUUCCAUUACUGAAUAUUGAUCAAGUUUUCUAUCAAUAAUUGUAAAUACCUACGAAUUUCAGUGACUCAUUAUCUGAAAGUUACUUUAUCUUCAGUAACAUUAUUAUACAUUCGAUGCUUCUUCAAAACUUUUAUUAGUGAUAUACCUAUAUGCUUUUUUGCUCCACUUCAAAAUAUUUUGAAAGACAAAAUUUGAACCUGUUUUAAGGUAUAUUUAUAAAUUAUUAAAAAAUAGUCAUGAUCUAGCAAAAUCUAAACAAAAUAUUUAUUAUAAUAAAGAAUUACAGAACAAAAUCAUUUUGUUUUAUAUUGCCUUCAUUAAACAUUUUGGUGUUUUUAUGACAAUUAAACAAAUUUGAAAUUUAUCUGGAUCAAAUCUAAGAAAAAUACCAU
Aethina tumida (small hive beetle) is the source of this 4074-nucleotide messenger RNA. RefSeq names its product SWI/SNF complex subunit SMARCC2. NCBI's taxonomy places the organism in Eukaryota, Metazoa, Arthropoda, Insecta, Coleoptera, Nitidulidae. The record is from RefSeq and is a predicted model, not a curated record. Gene Ontology annotation, biological process: positive regulation of DNA-templated transcription. Gene Ontology annotation, molecular function: DNA binding; histone binding. The coding region runs from base 135 to 2921 and encodes 928 amino acids. Gene Ontology annotation, cellular component: SWI/SNF complex. The transcript has 4 exons.